Salvelinus namaycush (lake trout) is the source of this 2809-nucleotide messenger RNA. Its product is annotated as PDZ domain-containing protein 7-like. The record is from RefSeq and is a predicted model, not a curated record. Gene Ontology annotation, biological process: auditory receptor cell stereocilium organization; sensory perception of sound. Gene Ontology annotation, molecular function: protein binding. The transcript has 5 exons. Bases 2202 to 2717 code for a protein of 171 amino acids. Lineage: Eukaryota; Metazoa; Chordata; Actinopteri; Salmoniformes; Salmonidae. Gene Ontology annotation, cellular component: stereocilia ankle link complex; stereocilium tip; plasma membrane.
UGGCAGAACACUGACAUUCAUGUCUUGCAGGAAAUCACGCACAGAAUGAGCAGUAUGGCUGGUGGCAUUGUCAUGCUGGAGGGUUAAUACAACUUUGAUCUUCUUUUGCAAAAUGAGUAAUGAUAUGACUUUAAAAAUGGCCAGAAGCAAGAUGCAUUACAAGAGAAGAAAACCUGGGUGGUUAACAGAAGUGUUUGAACUUCCUGAUCCAAAGACAAUGAAAGCAGGACAAUACUCCCUUACGUGGGCAAAAACCUAUUUGCAUACAGUGCCUUCGGAAAGUUUUCAGACCCCUUGACUUUUUCCACAUUUUGUUACGUUACAGCCAUAUUGUAACAUUUAUUAAAUUAAACAAUGUCCUUAGCAAUCUGCGUUCAAAAGUGCUACCCACACUGCAAGGAAAUAGGCCUGGACCUCGACAUUGCAUCCAAACCUGCAAAAAACAAAACUUAAAUUUCAGUUACUGGUAAUGGUGUAAAUAUUUACUAAUAGGAUGUAAAAAGGCUAAAGGAUAUGCGUCUUCUCUCUAUGAUAGCCUAGAAUACAUUUUUGAUCUUAAAGUGGAACUGACAGCGUUUUAGCAAUAUGUAAUCUUAGAUCUGUUCAUAUACAUCCCAGGAAGAUUAUAUAUAUAUAUUUUUACCGUUUUCAGACACGUGAUCACUUUUAGAUAUGGUCGUUUUUAUAAAUUCAUUGAAUGUUUGAGAAUGAAAUAUAGUAAGGCAUUUGUGAAAAUUCUAUAAGAAUAUAGUCAGAGGUGUCCACAUACUUUUGUGUAUGGGAUUUGUGUUAACGGUUAAAUCUUUAAAUAGUGGAUUUUGCAGAUUCCCUUGGCCUCCUGUUGGUUCACUUUUGUUCUUGCUGUGAAGACUGAUUUAUUUCUAGACGUAUUUUUUCUUCACCAUUAAACGACAUGUUCAUUGACUAGCCUAACUUUUCUACCUUUGAAAGCCUCUGUAGAUGAACCUCCUGAUCUUUUUUGAUGUAAAUAAGGUGAACAAGGAUAUUUUUUCUAAAUAAGAGUAGCCCUAGGCAUUGGUAAAAAAAUCCUAUGGAUAAUCUUUUUCUUUUUGCAAGUUUGUUUUUCAGCCAUUUUUGGAGUGACUUAUCAGUGGGCUAUUUCUAUUUCACAAAAAAAAAAAAAAAUGAGGAGAGAUUAAGAAAGACACUGCAUCAAGACUUGCUUUGCAGUUACCCAUACUUUUCUAUUCUAAGGUCAACUAUGAAGUGAAAGUAUUUUUAUUUUUAAGGACACUUUCAUUGACAUUCUCAGGUGUUCCUCUGACACCUGUGGCAUUACAAGGUAUGCAAGUAAAUGUGUGACUGAGAUGCACAUUGCAGCUUUUUCUACUGCUUGCCAUUCAAACUUUAAAACUUGCAAACCGGUCUAUCCGGGAUCCUUGAGACAUCGCUACCGCAUUGUUUUGAAACACCAUGGAAACACUAAGAAUGUACAGCAACUUUUUUUUAAUGUCUACUUGGCAUUUUCUUUGUUGGACUUUUUGUCACCUUUUUUAGACAAAUGAGUGGAUUGUCUUUGUUUAUAUUUUAAUGAAUAAAUAUCUACUUUUUUUGUCAUUUAGACACUUAUCCAAGUGCUUACAGGUUCGUGGAUGUUUUUGUGAUAUACAUUUUUCUGAGCAGAUGUUAGUUUCAGCCAUUUUUGGAGGCUGAUUUAUUUUAUUUUUUUCCUUUUUUUUCUUGGGAGGAUUAACACACGUUUUUGAAAGUCUUCAUACUUCUCCCAUUUGUGGACUGCUUAAAAGGAGUUUCUUUCUGGCAUACUUUGGAGUGUCUUUGGAACAAAGGGUGCUGCGUCUCUGUGUCAACCGGCUGAGCAUGCGCCCCAAAAGCAGAAUGGGCUUUCCGUCCUUUCUGCCAUGUUUGACAGAACUCUUCAGAAACUACCAUGGUGGUUUCCAGCUUCAGCCAGCCCAGGACUUUAAGAUAGACCGUCUGUCUGGCCUCUCUUAGGUCUCCUGCAACAAACACCACACCUUCCGCUCAUGAUCCCCUCACCGCUCAAAUGGCUCCUCGCCAAGUCCCCACACACCACCCUACGCCAACGCCAACCGAUCUACUCCCCACGUAGUGAGAAUGGUACGCCCCGGCUCUAUGAUUAGACCUCAUUGCUGUCGGAAGAUACCACUCCAGAGCGGGGGUGGUCGCCUGUGAGGAAUGGACACAGCGGGAGGGGCAAAAUGGACCAAUGGGAGUGCAGUGCUGAGAGGGGAGGUAGGAACACUCAACCCCUCCCCCUGAGCCCCCUCCGCAGGACUGAACCCUCUCGACAGGGAGGGAGAGGGGGGACUGGGACAGACAGGGAAGGGGAAACAAGUGAACAGAUAUUCGCCAGGACAGUCGCAGAAUGGUCACCAUGGAAACAUACCACCUGUACCAGUUCAGGACAUGAGAUCGCCACGUUGACCAUCUUUAAGACGAAACAGUCUCUGGGUAUCAGUAUCUCAGGUGGGAUGGAGAAUGAGAUGAUGUUUCCAGGAGGAGCUGCCUCUACCAGUGACGCUCUGAUGGCGAGGUAUGAGCUGGUUUCAGUGGACGGUGAGUCUCUGCAGCGUGUGACCCAUCCGCAUGCAGUGUUCAGCAACAAGGCCAAUGACCCAGUGGUGUUCGUCAAGAUUUUCAAGGGAACAGCUGACUUGCAUCAGAGGAAUCCACUGUCAGGCUUACACAAGUACUACACACAGUAUUUUUAUUGAACCUUUAUUUAACUAGGCAAGUCAGUUACAAUGACGGCCUACACCGGCCAAACCCGGAAGACGCUAGGCCAAUUGUGCGCCGCCCUAUGGGA